AUGAUGCAGCAACAGCAGCCGAUCAUUGUCCUGAACCAGAAGACGGAGCGCCAGAGUGGGCGCAAGGCGCAGAUGAAUAACAUCGAGGCCGCCAAGGUUGUCGCCAGCCUCAUCAGCAGCACGCUGGGGCCGUGUGCGAUGCUCAAGAUGAUCCUUGACCCGAUGGGCGGCACUGUGCUGACGAACGACGGCAACUGCAUCCUCCGCGAGAUCGAUGUCGUGCACCCGGCGGCGAAGCACAUGCUGGAGCUCGCGCGCGCGCAGGACGAGGAGGUUGGCGACGGCACCACCUCCGUCAUUGUGCUCACGGGUGAGAUCCUGAGCAUGCAGCAGCCGCUGCUGGAGCGCAACAUCCACCCACUGAAGAUAGUCAAGGGGCUCUCCCUCGCUCUGACGGACGCGCUUGCGGCGAUUGAGAAGAUCGCGACCACCAUCGACCCCAGCGACAAGAAGCAGCUGGAGAACGUGGUGCGUGCGUGUCUCGGCACAAAGUACAACUCCCGCGAGGACGAUCUCAUGUGCAAGAUGGCCGUGGAGGCGACGCAGCGGGUGGUGGUAGUGAACGCGACAACAGGGCAGAAGGAGGUGGACAUCAAGCGUUACGCCAAGGUAGAGAAGAUCCCUGGUGGCUCCGUCUCGGAUAGCGUCGUGCUCGAUGGCGUCAUGUUCAACAAGGACCAUAUCCACGCCAAGAUGCGGCGCCACAUCGAGAACCCGCGCAUUCUGCUGCUCGACUGCCCGCUCGAGUACAAGAAGCCGGAGACGACCAUCAACGUCGAGGUGGGGCAGUCAACGGACUGGGAGGCGCUGCUGAAGCAAGAGGAGGACUACGUACGGAUGCUCUGCAACACCAUCAUCUCUUUCAAGCCGGACGUCGUCAUCACGGAGAAGGGCGCCUCCGAUCUUGCAGCGCACUUCCUGUACAAGGCGAACAUCACAUGCAUCCGCCGCCUGCGCAAGACCGACAACAACCGCAUUGCCCGCGCAACGGGAGCGACGAUCGUUAGUCGCGUGGAGGAACUGACGGAGGAUCACAUUGGGCGCGCGGGCCUGAUGGAGAUCAAGAAGAUCGGUGACGAGUACUUCACCUUCAUCACUGGCUGCAGCACCGGCAAGGCGUGUAGCAUAGUGUUGCGUGGCGCCAGCAAAGACACACUCAACGAGAUGGAGCGCAACCUGCACGACGCCAUGUGCGUGGCGCGCAACAUCAUCCUCGAGCCGCGCGUGGUCUACGGCGCCGCCGCGCUGGAGAUGUACGUCUCGUCGUUCCUCAUGCAGCGCUCCAAGAGCAUCACGGGCGUGCAGCAGGCGGCCUACCAGGCCGUUGCCAUGGCGCUUGAGGUGGUGCCGCGCAUCCUCACCAGCAACUGCGGCGCCAACGUCAUCCGAACCGUGACGGAGCUGCGCGCACGCCACGCGAUGCCCGACGGCGAGUUCUGGGGCGUUGACGGCACCACUGGCGAGAUUGUCGACGCGCGUGUGCUGAAUGUCGUGGAGCCGGCGGCGGUGAAGGUGCAGGCGCUGAAGACCGCCAUCGAGGCGGCGUCGAUGAUCCUGCGCGUCGACGACGUCGUGUCGGGGACGAAGCUGCGGCACGAGAAGGAGAAGCCGGCGCCGGCCGCUGCUGCUGCGAACGACGACGACCAGGGCGGCGACGCGGCGGCCGAGUAG
Molecule: messenger RNA, 1671 nt
Organism: Trypanosoma grayi
Lineage: Eukaryota; Euglenozoa; Kinetoplastea; Trypanosomatida; Trypanosomatidae
Product: putative chaperonin/T-complex protein 1 gamma subunit
Exons: 1
Coding region: 1-1671 (556 amino acids)
Biological process (GO): protein folding
Cellular component (GO): chaperonin-containing T-complex
Molecular function (GO): ATP-dependent protein folding chaperone; ATP hydrolysis activity; ATP binding
Source: RefSeq, a predicted model, not a curated record